This is a messenger RNA of Staurois parvus, 404 nucleotides long. Lineage: Eukaryota; Metazoa; Chordata; Amphibia; Anura; Ranidae. The record is from the annotation of a GenBank genome assembly.
AUGCAGACUGCUUCUACAAACAUUGGUGAAAGACUGUGCAAUAAGUCAAUCCGUGUAAUUUCCUUGCUACUAAAUAUUCCACGGUCAACUGUUAGUGGUAUUAUAACAAAGUGGAAGCAACUGGGAACAGCAACUCAGCCAUGAAGUGGUAGGCCACGUAAAAUGACAGAACGGGUCAGUGCAUGCUGAAGCGCACAGUGCGCAGAAGUCACCAACUGUCUGCAGAGUCAAUAGCUAAAGACCUCCAAACUUCAUGUGGCCUUCAGAUUAGCACAAUAACAGUGCAUAGAGAGCUUCGUGGAAUGGGUUUCCAUGGCCGAGCAGCUGCAUCCAAGCCUUAUAUCACCAAGUGCAAUGCAGAGCGUUGGAUGCAGUGGUGUAAAGCAUGCCGUCACUGGACUCUA